This is a messenger RNA of Petromyzon marinus (sea lamprey), 6812 nucleotides long. Its product is annotated as disheveled-associated activator of morphogenesis 2-like. The record is from RefSeq and is a predicted model, not a curated record. Lineage: Eukaryota; Metazoa; Chordata; Hyperoartia; Petromyzontiformes; Petromyzontidae.
AUCAGAGUUGUCUUGUUUGCAUUUUGACUACUUGUGUUGUGGUUUUUGCAAACAUGAUCCCUUGUAUAAAGGUGUCAGUUUUUUGUGCCAGAUAAAAGGGUAAACACCUAUUACUAUAGCGUUACAUAAAGCAUAUGUUUGACCAUCUGCUCAAGCUCCAUCCGAUCCACUGCUCCCUCCACCUCCACCUCGCAUCGUCACGCUCCCAAGCUCUCUGUUCCUCGAGCCGUGACUUGAGCCAUAUCAAUGUUGGUGGCUUCCUCUUGCCCUCCUUUAACACUGCCUGUUUAUUGGGUGUGACACCAUUAUCUGAUGCCGUAUGUAUCCUCGUCAACAGGAGGAGAAAUGGCAAAUCAACACUAAAACCUCGUCGUGGCUAGCGCACUACACAGCAUUGGCUCUGAAAUAUAUCGCCAUGGUCAAGCAUGCAAUGCCCGUACAGAAUUCCGAGGUCGUUUGUGAUUACCGAGUUAAUUCUGAGUCUCUGAUGGAGGUUUCGGCACGUGACGCUUCAACUGCACGUGGUCGCAAACACUGUAAAAGACGUUUUACCGGUUAGGUGAGGCAGUGGGAGUUAUGCUUCGGAAUUUCCUGCAGUUUUUCUUUGCGGUCAGUGUACUUAUCGUGCCAUUUAUUUAUAUAUUUCAAAGGUGUCUCUUUGUAACCUAUGGCAACUUCCGUAUAACUGAAGUUUACAGCACGGAUAGGUUUUUUUGUGUGUGUAAAUGUUCCAAACGUUCAACGCGUGCUAUCCUGACAACCGGCUUGCUCGAGCAAGUAAAUGAUGAGUUACUGAAGUCUCAAUAUGAUCCUGCGUCCUUUAUGUACGAACCCAUAUAAUUUGAGUUUUGCGGGUUUUAACGGCGGCUAGUUUUGUUUAACUGGAAUCGGCGGCAAGCCGUGCUCGACUUAAGUAACGUCUCGACUGUGCGCACCGCGACUCAAUGAAGUUUGUGUUUAAAUCGAUGGAAAGGGGGGAUCGUUAGCAGCAGACCACGAUUUCCCACCUGAUGACGGACGCUUGUGUUGCGCCCGAAACGUGAUUUAUUUUAUUUUAUACCUACGUGACUUUACCGAAAGAACCAAAGAGUAGGGGAGGGGAGGGGGGGCGGAUCGUCGUUAAGUAACCCACGAAAGUUCGGAGAACAGUAACGUUUGGAAAUAAUACGUUUUACCCUUUCCGGCAAUGAAACAAGUGGCAGAAAGGUUAAACCUAUUCUUGUUUCCCCAUAUACUGUAUUGGUACUGCAAAGAAAAAAGUUCCAUUUGGUAACGAUGUUGAUGCACAUUGGGUUAUGAAAGUCACUCGCGUUCCAACACGUUAUUUUUUUAAUAUCAACAGCGGUGGGCACGCUCGUCUUAUAAGCAUGCGUGUCAGCAGUCGGUCAUCAGCAUUUGGGCAGGGGUAGAGUCGUCAGCACGGACGGACUAAAUUCACUUAAAGAAAAGCACGUGCUAAUAAUACCGAUGCUCUAAACGGACGUUAGGGGCAGUGGGCCCUCUCCAUUGGCGACUUGAGUGAGCAACGAGCGGGGGCAUUCAACAUUCACACGGCGGGGACAGGUCCAGCCACUCCACCUACGAAGCAGGCGAUGCUGCUGCUGCUGCUGCACCAGUAGAUGAUUCUCAUGUCAUCAGCCCAGGCGAUGAUGAUGAUGAUGGUUAACGGGCCGAUACUCAAAAUGUCACGACCGGCAAUGAAGCUACUGUGGACCCGCGGCACACCCGAUUUCAAUUUACAGACCACGGCUAACGUCAGUGGCGUUAGCCGUGGUCCUGCCCAAACCCCCUUCUCCAAGCCGGCGCAGACCACCAACAUGAUGAACAAAUAUACAAAUGUGUCGUAAAACCCGGCUUGUCGCGUAAACGGCACGUGCCAAUUUGUUACGAGUACAGCACCACCGGUGUGUUGGAGAGCCAAGCCACAACAUUUACAAUCUUGAGUACGACGUUUCGCCAGUAAUUACAACGAGCUUCAUCAGGCGACAGCCAGAUUUGUGGAGAAGCCCACCUGUUUCGUUUAUUUUUUAGAGGCGUAGAUGUGGUGACCACGCUUCUGCGUUCUUGCACAAUGGUGGGAGAGGAAUUACUGAGUCUGCGUACAUGAUGCAUUUGCAUUAUGCGAGCCCUUUGAACUUGUCCUUCCUGUCUAUUGUGUUUAUUAAAAGGCCCUAACCAACUGUAGACCCUAUUGAAGUACGCUGCACCAUUGUAGGUAUGCGAGUAGCAUGGUCGGGCUACGUACGGUGCGAAUGAAGUUCAACAUAGAGCGGUCCUGCGCGACCUGGUUAAGACAAAAGUUGCGUCGUUAUUAAUCAUCGACGAUGCUACGUCCUCUUCUAAUUUUUUUUUUUAAACACAAAGCCGCGGUCAUCUCUCACGGCCAUGCUGUACAACGACCCAUCUGGCUCCUGCACAACAAGCUCAUCUAUACUGCUCCGUCUCAUCCGCGGUGGUCGUCCUCUGGGGGUGUUCCCUCCUUUGACCGAUACUCCGUCGUUAGUCUCCAUCACCCGGGCCGUCGACCCUUCCUCAACGAGCAACUUGUUCCUGCCCACAACCCACGGGUUUGCUGUAAUAGUCCUAGUUGAUGCCCUGUUUUUGUUUUUUUCUUGGGGGGUUCGGCCACGUGGUCACGGCUUGUGUGUUCUCUGAUCCUGUGAGUUCCCCGUUUUGUCUCUCGAUUAUAACUUCAAACAUCUUUUCACUCUCUCUCUCUUCUCUCGCUCUCUCCAUGCGUCCAUCAUUCGCUCUGCCGAGAAGGAAACGCGCCUUUAAACUCCGUGUGACAUCGUUGGUGGGGGUGUGGGGAAGAGGGCGGUCCGGUCAAUGCGAGAGCUCUGUGUUGCUAUGAGAUGAACUUCACAUAAAGUCUGCCUGCGUCUGCCAUCCGCGGGGAAACACUGCUGCUGCUUGCUUAGACUAUCGUGUCGGAGAAGGCGACAAUCAUCGUGCCCGUUGCAAUCGCUCGGGUAGAGGACUCACAGGCUGGAGCUGCAGCUCAGAACUCAGGGGGACGCGAUGUCUAAGCGCAAUAAGCAUGCACUGAACAAUGAGGAACAGAUCGAGCUGCUGGAGGCCGUAAAGAUGGGGAAGCUGACGGUGGAGGAAGCCGUGCGGAUGGCCAACAGCCUGGCGCAGGGCAGCAAGGCAACUGACAUGGUGGGAGAAAGCGACGUGUACAACUUCAAUGUUUACAAAUACAACAAGUUCCGGCAGAGGCAGAAAAGGAUCUUACAGGUGGACUUCUCCGAGAAGGUCUUGUGCAACAUCUCGAAGGGCGCUGUGCACAAGCGCUUCCCGUUCGCCGAGCUGGGGUCGUGCGAAGGCCAGGAAGGGCUGCGCCUCACGCUGUACUUCACGCAGCACCACGAGUACGAGCUCGAGGUCACCUCCGACUUCGACAAGACCCAGAUCCUGCGACUCGCCCACCUCAUCCUGAACCAGAACAAGGCCCUCUGCCAGGAGCAAGAGGUGACUUUGCCCGGUGCUCAACCCCCAACGAGUGUGAGGGUGGUCAAGGAGGGAGAGGCCCUGCUGAGAAAGGGAGGUUUGGCUUCGGUAAAGUGGGUGAGGGUGUGGCUGGAGCUGUCUCGGUCAGACCUGAGCUUCUACCCGAGCGAAAGGCGGCAGGGGAACCUGGGGAAGCUCGCCGCCUUGACGGGAGAAGCCCGCCCGGAGGUCUGCGUGGCUCCGUGCAUUGUGCACCUGUCCACGCCGGGGGUGGAGGCCUACGCGGACAGCCUGGCCGACUCCUUCUGCGUGUCCACCAACAAGAACCUCUACACAUUUCGCCUGGCUCUGAACAGCGCGCACCGCGAUGACUUUGCCGAGGAGCGUGACCACUGGGUGCGCGAAAUCGAGUCCGUGUGCCGGGGCUACAAACGGAUGUCUCACACCCCGACAAACGCCUCCGCCCCCGUCCGCGACGACGCCGCCGCCGCCGCCGCCGCCGCCACCGGCAGCACGGUCGCACCCCCAGCGGCACCGCCCGCAGAGGAAGGUCCCGGAGCUCCGGCGCCCGCCGAUCCCGACUGCGGCGACGAAGACGGCGGCUUGAGCAUCCCGGCGGCGGCGGCCGGGAACGCGGCUCCCGGGGGGAGCUCGGCGAACGGCGCGCCAGGCUGGGCUGCUCCCGAAGCGCCGAGCUCGGACGACGAGCCGCUGUCCGGCACGCCCGCGGCGUACCGGAGCGACCGGGCUCCAGGCGUCGAGCCGCCGUACGUUCGGAGCCACGGGGACGGCGAUGUCGGCGGGGACGAUGUCGGCGGGGACGAUGUCGGCGGGGACGGCGAUGUCGGCGGGGGCGGCGCGUGGAGCCAGACCCCGGACGAGCCGGACAUGCCGCUCUUCUCCUGCUUGAAGCCAAGCGAGCCCCGGGACGUGCCCGCCGUCGUGCCGUCGCGCGCCGCGCCCGGGCUGCCCCCGGUCGCGCCGCCGCCUCCGGUGUUCUACACGAAGCUGCGGGCCGAUGAGGUGGUGCGGACCAAGGCCCUGCACUGGGACCCCGUGCAGUCCGACAGGAUCGCUAAGUCCAUGUGGGCUCAGAUGCGCGGGGACGUUGGUGCGCUGGACCUGGUCCGCCUUCGGGAUACCUUCCGUCUGGAGACGUUGCAGGGGUCCAUCAUCCCCACAUCCCAGCCAACGGCACAGAUCUUGCUGAACUCCAAGGUGGCGCAGAACUUCUGUAUUUUUCUGCGCGGGUUCCGAGUUCAGCCGGCGCAGCUCCACGAGCAGCUGCUCGUCCUUCGCGGGGACUUGGAGACGGGAAUCACGGACGAGCAAAUCGCCGAGCUGCGGCGAUUCGUGCCGACGGCGGAAGACGUGGAGAUGUACAAGCCGCACGUGAAGCGACGAGCGGUCCUGCACCAGGUGGACCAGUACAUGCUGGAGAUGUGCAGCAUCCCCUUCCUUGGCGAGAGACUGGAGCUGCUGAUGACCGUUCGUGAGUUCCCGGGACAGAUCAGCGAGCUGAAGCCGCUCAUCGCGCACCAGCUCUCGCGCUGCUCCCAGCUGGCGGCGAGCAAGAAGUUCCCUUGCGUGCUCGAGUACGUGCUGCUCGUGGGCAACCGCCUCAACGAGACAGCCGGACGGAGCCCCAUCAAGGGCUUCUGCCUUUCGACGCUGCCCAAGCUGAUGGAAACCAAAGGCCAGAACAGGAAGUACACUUUGCUGUGCUUCCUGGUGGAGCAGAUUAAGAUUCAUCGCCCAGACCUCCUGGACUUUGCCCAGGAGCUCCAGAGCCUCAAGUCUGGCUCGACCGCGUCCAUUAAGGGGCUCACGGCAGAGAUGGACGUGCUAAAGCAAUCGCUGGUCAAGCUCGCACAGUACCACAGCAACCUCAAGAAGUCACUCAAGAGCGAGUCUGAGACCAAGUUCUUGGUGGAGCUCAAGGUAAUGAUCAACAAGUUCAAGGGAGAACUCAACGACCUGACGACGCAGAUCAGUGACUUGCGCAGAUCGUACAUGGCCCUCAUGGUUAGGUUUGGAGAAGCGACUGAGCGGGACUCUGAGCAGUUCUUCGGUUGGACAACGGAAUUCAUGGAUGCAUUUACCGCUGCACUCAGGAACGGAGAGUCUGCGGAGAAAGGGCGACUUUUUCCCUUCUAACCCGGCACAGGGGCCAUCUGGAGUGCUGAGCCGACUUCCAACAGUCGUUUGCAUGAAGCAGCCACGAGCGAUCAUAGAGAAGGAUAUUUUUGAGCAUCUUUUGCCAACUUGUAUUUAAUAUUGUUUGGAUAAUAAUUUUAAUUGCACACUGAAGUCUAUUCAAGUAGCAUUUCAAAUGCACUUAUUGGACGGAACAAAUUAUAGCUUGUAAAUGGAUGCAAAAGAAAUUAACCUCAGAUUAAAGUGAAUUUGAUUGAAGUGAGUUGGUCAGUGAAAAACAGGCCAUGAAAUCAUUUCUCUAAUAGAGGUGUUUGGGUUAGAUCGCGUAAAUAUAAAUGUGUCGUUAAACCCGCCACCACCUGACACAACCAAUUAUUAAGAUUUGUCACGUUAAACAAAACAUGCCAAUUCGUUACUUGUACAGCACACCGGAUGUGUGUUGGAGAGUAAACCCAUUUAAAAGAUGUGAAAUAAUAAUCUCCCUUGCUUUUUUGCUGCACCCUGUUGCAGCAGUAUGAAGACUCUUAGCAGUGUCUUUACACGUGCUUCUUACUCGAGAUCACGCCAAAUUGUAUGCAUUUACUUAUUGCAGAGGGUUUAACGCUAAAUCCACAUCGCUUACAUUUCACUUAAUUUAUAUCCUUCGCAAAUGCGCGGACAGUGCUGGUUCAUAUGAAAAAUAAAACAAAUUGUACGUUGGGUCGCAAGAUGCGCUUAUUAAAGAAAUUGUGGCCUAAAUGACGUGGGGCACUCUUUGGAGCUCUUUGUCAUUAGGCAUUGUAAUGUGACCUGUAACAUGAUGAGUAAUGCAACAGCGAUUUCCUGCUCAAUUGGGAAUUGAACAUUGAGGCGGUGGUCAUCUCCUUUUAAACAGCCUUGAUCCAGUGGUGGGAAUUCCACGAUACCUAUGGCAAGGUAGAGUUAUUCCAGAGGACAACCACCAUGGACCUCCCACAAAGUGGUACCACUUUAUGGCACCAAAUGGGAUAAUAGGCUGAGUGAGCCCCCAAUCAGAAUAUGAAGUCAGAACCUCCUGAUUGCGAGCAGCUCGCUCUACUACUGAGCGACAGUCGUUAAACUACCAGGUAAGGCCCACUGAGCUAUAUAGGUCUUUUUCAGAAGCGACCUGGCCAAAAUAAUAGCUCAAUCAAGUGGCUUAUCACGUGGACAUUUAUAGCAGCCAAAUACUCUAAACGCAUGAU